Molecule: messenger RNA, 4373 nt
Organism: Cyprinodon variegatus (sheepshead minnow)
Lineage: Eukaryota; Metazoa; Chordata; Actinopteri; Cyprinodontiformes; Cyprinodontidae
Gene: mettl27
Product: Williams-Beuren syndrome chromosomal region 27 protein-like
Exons: 6
Coding region: 96-779 (227 amino acids)
Source: RefSeq, a predicted model, not a curated record
CUGAGGGAAUAGCCCAUAAUCCCAUAUAGCUUGUGCGGCUACGAGAGAAAAUAUUUUUGUCAGUAAAAGGUCAAGAAAACUUAAGGGUCUUUAUAAUGUCUGCCGACAGUGAAGCAUUUGAAAGAGUAAAAUCUGUCCUUUUGUCAGCUCAUAAAAGCACCACAUCAGAUGAGAAGGUCAGCUUCUACAACUGCUGGGCAGAAAACUAUGAUCGGGAUGUGGCUGUUUUGGAGUACAGUGCACCAAGUGUGGCAGCAAAGUGCAUCGCAACCCAUUUCAGCGGUGUAAGAGAAGCAGCCGUCGUGUUGGAUGUGGCAUGUGGUACAGGACUGGUGGCCAAACAGAUGAAAAAUCUUGGUUUUGGAAAUUUUGUGGGGGUGGAUGGAAGCAAGGCCAUGCUGGACAAGGCGAGAGAGAGUGGGUUGUACCAGGACUUGAAGAGUUGCCUGCUUGGAGAGGAGCCUCUACCCAAACAGUGGGCAGAUAGAUUUGAUGUGGUUGUGAUUGUCGGAGCAUUAAGUGUUGGUCAGGUCCCCUUUGAUGUCAUUAGAGACCUCUGCAAUGUAACCAGACCAGGUGGCAGUAUUUGCAUGACAACAAGAAGUAACCAUCAUAACCUGAAAUACAAAGCUUCCCUGGAGAGAGAGAUGAGGCAGAUGGAGGAAGAAGAGCUCUGGACUUGUGUAGAGAUCACGGAUGUCGACAACUGGGAGAGAGCUGUAUCUGAGCAAGAGGAGGGCUACAUAUCUGGAGCUGUGUACCUCUAUAAAAAAAACUAGAACAUUAAAGGUAUAGUGGAGGAUUUUCAGAAAAUUUUUGGAAAGACCAGCCCUCUCCACUUAGAAAAAAAAUGCAUAUGCACAACCCUGGACCCACUCCCAAGAGGGAACGCCUGUUAAACGUGUGCAAGAGCAUGUACGAGCUCAUUUUCUCCUUGUAAAAGCUCUGUUUAAAAGUUGCUGUUUGCAUCACUCAUUCAAGCUUACUUUCCAAUUGCAAUUUUUCCACUAUGUCAGACUCACCACAGUGUUAUGCAGAGAAUUACCUGCCUGUCGAGAAUUACCUCCCUUCUCGCACACUGAUGAGAAAAUGGAUUUAAAUAAGAAUGAAAAGGGAACUUUUAAACAUAUUCUUAAUAUUUUUUAUAUUUCUUAUGCAUGGAUGCCCUAGAAUUGUUUUUGGUGGACAGAUAAAUGCCAAGAGAUUCCUGCCUGUCGAGAAUUACCUCCCCUGUUGCAGGAGAGUGCAUCACCCUAAACUCUUACACACUGAUGAGAAAUCAGAUUGAAAUAUACCGUAGAUGAAAAAGGGAACUUUCAAACUUAUUCUAAAUGUUUUGCCAGAAAUGAUAUAGAAUGUUGUUGAUAUCUGAAGCAGCAACUGCUAUCACUGAGCAGAGAGUAUAUUCAUUGAAUACUGACUGUAGCACAUCUAAUAAAAAUCAUUUUAAUUUGACUUUAUCUAUCCACCAAAACUAAAUAUUAGGGCAUCCGUGCAUGAGAAAAAUUUAAACAUUAAGAAUUAAUUUCAAUCCGUUUUCUCAGAGGGUUAGGUGAGAAUGGGGACGAGCAUGUAGGAUGGCCUUAAGUAAACAUAUCACCAGAAUAAUUGACAAUUAGGAGGACCACUUAAUUUUAUGAUGCACCCGGAAAACGAACAUCCACUACCAGUGGCGCCCAAAGUACUGUUGAACAGGGGGUGCUGUGACAAUCUGUUUUAUUUUUUGGUUGGUUUUUUUUUUUGGACAAAAGACCUAUGAGCCCAUUGGCCUAUUUAAAAUACAAUAAAAUUAAAUAAGUAAAUAGGUAGAGAUUCACUACUUUGUUGUCAUUGUUAUGUUUCUUUCCAUAACUUAACUAUAUAGAAUUAACAGAACCUCAGUGGAACAUGACUUUGUUUUUAUUCAACAUAUUUCCCAGAACACAGUAAGAUCAAUGCGCUGAUACCAUAUUUGGUGUUCUUCCACAUAAAAUAGUACCAUUGAAUAAUAUAUUGUUUUAUCCCAUACAUAACAGUUCCUCCCAUCCAGCUUUGACGAACCAAAAAUAUACUUAGCAAAAUGUGGUAAUCCAAUAACCUGGCUCAAACAGAAACAUAACAUCUCUUUAGAUAUUUGCAGCACAAAAACGGUUAUCUACUCUUAACAUUUAAAUUGCUUCUGUUAUAAAGGAACAGAUGAUCUACAAAUUCAGUCUCUGAGGUGCUCUGCGAUUUCCCUCAGGAUAACGUCUACUUGUUCGACCAGAGUCUAUGGUGCUCUGUGUGGAAGGUUCAGCUGUUGUCACACUGGUGGAUUGACCCGAACCCUGAACCCCAGGAGAUGUGGCAAAAGUAAACUCUUCUGAGUCUUGAAAUGUAGAUGUGUCCUCAGGUUGCUCCAGAUUUUUGUGAGUCUCCACAUCUAGGAUCUGAGCUAUGCCAGAUUGAGUUAUCUCCAACAUUUAGAUUGUAUGUCAGAGGUCCUGUCUGUGACAGAAUUGUGCCAGACUGCCAUGGUGAGAACUUUUUGUCCAAUGUCAAAAGAUCUGGUUUUGUUCCCUCUUGUUUCCACCGGAAAAGGCUAUUGGUCCUCAACAUUCUGCCGAAUGUCUGGUUUCAACAGAUCCAAACGGGAUCUCCGAUUUCUUCCCAUGAAAAGCAUUGCAGGCGUUUGUCCAGUUGUUGCAUGAACGGUGUUUCUGUAAGCCAAUAAAAAGUUGUCGAUUUCAGUUGCAGAGGUCUCCCCUCUGUCCGGCUGGCUUUUAUGGACCUCUUGAAUGACUGAAUGAACUGUUCAGCUUGUCCAUUCGUUGCAGGGUGAUACAGGGCUGAAGUGAUAUGUCGUACACCGUUGUUCUUAAGAAAACACUGGAACUCUUCUCUAGUGAACUGAUGACCAUAGUCACUGAAAAGCUGAUGAGGCAGGCCUGUGCGGGCAAAGGUGACCUAAGGGCAUUGAUUGUGGUGGCUGUUGUUUCAUGCUUUACAGGAAAAAAAAUCUUGCCACUUUUAGUGAGCAUCAACCACAAUCAAGAACAUUUGGUCCAUAAAUGGUCCAACAUAGUCUAUGUGGAUGCGUUGCCAGGGGGUGGAUGGCCACUUCCACCUGUGCACAGGUGCUGGUUGGGGCUGGCGCAGUGUCUGCGGGCAACCAAUGCAGGACUUAGCCAUGUCCUCUAUUUCACAGUCAAUGCCUGGCCACCAAACAUAGCUCCUAGCAAGACCUUUCAUCUUAACCACCCCCAAAUGUCCAUCAUGAAGUGAAUUCAGCAACCUUUUACGUAGUAGGGGCGGUAUUAAGACACAGGUUCCCCAUAUUACACAUCAUUGGCAAACCGAUAGCUGGUCUUUGCGGCUGAAGUAUGCAGAGAACUGAGUGUCAAUAGAACAUGGCCAGCCAUUCACAGUAAAAUCGUACACUUUGGACAAGAUUGUGUCCCGACUUGUUUCUCUUUUUACUUAAGCACUUGUCACAGGUUCCAUUUGUGAAAUGUGAAACACAGUUUCUGGAUCAGUAGUUUCUUUAGUGGUUUAAAGUUUGUGGAAGGCGUGAAAGUCCAUCUGCGUUUCUGUGCAGUUUUGUCCCUUUAAAUUCAAUGUUGUAGGUGUGUGAGCCAAGGAACAAAGCCCAUCGCUGUAACCGUACUGCAGCCAUGGUUGGCACACCUCUCUGAGGGUUAAAGAUGGACACCAGUGGUCGGUGGUCUGUGACCAGGGUGAAGUGUCGUCUGUAUAAAUAUUAAUUGAACUUCUUCACUCCACACACUAGAUUUAGUGCUUCUCUGUCUAUUUGAGCAUAAUUACGCUCUGCUGCAUUCAGGGACCUUGAGGCAAAAGCAAUUUGUCGUUCCACUCCAUCAGACAUUCCAUGAGAUAGCACAGCACCAAUGCCAUAUGGAGAGGCAUCACAUGCAAGGCGAAGAGAAAGAUUUGAGUCAAAGUGUGUUAGCACCUCAUCUGAUGUAAUGAGCUGCUUAGCACUAUUAAAUUAUUUUUCAGUCUUUUGUCCAGUUCCACUUGACAUUUUGUUGCAACAGUGCAUAUAGCGGGUGCAGAGCUGUUGACAGGUUCGGUAGAAACUUGUGAUAAUAAUUAAUUAAGCCUAAAAAUGAGCAUAAUUCACUGACAGUUUUAGGCUCUGGUGCCUUCAAGACUGCUUCAACUUUGUCUUUGGUUUUGUGGAGUCCAUACUUGUCAAUGCGAUGUCCACCAUUCUCAAUGGCAUCUUUAAAGAACUCACACUUUUUCCUGUUUGCUCUCAGUCCAUAUUUUUCUAACCUUGCCAGGACAGCUGCUAGGUUAGCUAAAUGUGUUUCUUCAUCAACACCUGUGACAAUAAUGUCAUCCAGAAAACAUUGUGUUCCUGGAACGCCCUCUAGAACCUGAUCCAUGGC